UCGCGGCGGUGGGGUCCUGGGCCCGGGGGCCGCCUGGGAUGCGCCGGGCGCCGCCGGGGACCCGCCGCCCGCGGGCCGGGGAGCUCAGGUGCGGGGCCUGGGGCGUCGGUUCGUGGGCUGUGAGUCCGCUGGUCGGGCGCGCGGUCCGCGGGUUCGCCUCUGCUCCCCCCGCUUCAGCUUUCUAGGUGCGGCCUGCGCGCGGCGGCUUCUGCUAAAGCCUCGGUUUGGGGAUCCGGCAGAUGGGCGCGUCCGGAGCUACUUCGCGGCGCUUUGGCGAGGAGUAACUGAGACUAUGCGUGCCAGGCUGCUGGCGCGAGGGAGCCCUGGAGGCGGGGCCUUGCACACCUGCGGUCGCCCGGGACCGUGGCCAGCAUGAAGCCCCCGGAGGAGCUGGCCGCCGGCGGGAUGCAGGCCCUCCGCCCUCAGCGCCGAGGCCGGCUCAGGGCCAGGCCGUCCUAUGUGGAUGAGACGCUGUUUGGCAGGCCUGCGGGCACCCAGCUUCGCCCGCCAGAUUUUGACCCACCCUGGGUGGGGAAGGAGAAGGCCGGCCCAGCCGGAGGAGUGGGCGCGGCAGCCCAGGGGAGCUGUGAGACCACCGCGGCCAGGGGCGCUGCCUCCACCCUCACGCCCAGGAAGAAGAACAAAUACAGGCUGCUCAGCCACACCCCGUCUCACUGCGACGAGUCACUCUUUGGCCGGCGACGCGAAGGCAGCAGCUGGGAGGCCCCGUGGACGGCGAAGGGGAACACCGCGAAACUCCACGCGCUCCUCUGGACGCCGCCACCAACCCCCAGGGGCAGCCAGUCACCCCGCCCCAGGGAGACCCCGCUGCGAGCCGUCCACCCAGCUGCUGCUCCGGAGACCGAGCCCAGGGGGGCGGCAGACUCCAGGAGGCGGUCCCUGGGCGGCGAGGGCUCCCCACGCCCUCUAGGGCGGGCACGCUCCCAGUCCCUCACUCUCCUCAGCGUGUCCAGUCCUGGCCCCUCAACUGCCUGUGCCCCAACCACACGUGAGCCUCAGGACCCCAGACCGCCUCCGUCCGGGGUGACUUUCCGGAGCCCGCUGGUGACACCCAGGGCUCUCUCCGUCAGUGUUUCCCUGCCAGUGACCCCCCGACGAGGGGCAGAGACCCAGAAACCAAAGCCCCCUUGGAGAUGAGGGCCUCUCGUGGCUGGGGUCAUCCGGGUAGACCAGCAGCACAGCCUGGGUCACCUGCAGGCAUGGGAGAAGCCCCUGGGACCAACCAGGCGCACCUGCCCCCAGCUGUUUCACCCCCACGUGUACCAGGGGCCGUCCUUGGAGAGGCCUCUUUCCCGCUCUGUGCCAGCCUCACUCAAAACCAGUGCCAGCCCAGGGCCCCCGCCUCCUCUCCGUCCGCCAGGUGGUCCUGCUGCCCGGUGUGCACGGCCCGCCUGGGGUGCCCGUUCCCUGUCCGUCCCUCGAGCCGAGCUUCCCGCUGAGGAUUCCUUUCCAGCUGUCCGGUGGCCUCCGAGGGCUUCCCGGGCUGCGCGGGGACGAGUGCGGGAGCACCGGGGGGAUGCGUGGGUGAACACUUUCCGUUUUAGUAGUCAUGUAUUUAUGUUCAUGUAGUAAAUACAUCAGCGCAGCAAAGCCA
Lepus europaeus (European hare) is the source of this 1615-nucleotide messenger RNA. RefSeq names its product RBPJ interacting and tubulin associated 1 (gene RITA1). The transcript is spliced from 3 exons. The record is from RefSeq and is a predicted model, not a curated record. NCBI's taxonomy places the organism in Eukaryota, Metazoa, Chordata, Mammalia, Lagomorpha, Leporidae. Gene Ontology annotation, cellular component: cytoplasm; nucleus. Gene Ontology annotation, biological process: nuclear export; negative regulation of Notch signaling pathway; Notch signaling pathway. The coding region runs from base 373 to 1158 and encodes 261 amino acids. Gene Ontology annotation, molecular function: tubulin binding.